UUUCGAAUCGGCGGCGGCUCCUCGCUCGCGGCUCAAGUAGGGGCUGCGGGUGGCUCGCGUCCUCUCGCCAUGGAUAACCCGGAAAAUGUCUUUCAAAUGUUUGAAGCCCAUAUGCAGAGCUACAAGGGCGAUGAUCCACUUGGUGAAUGGGAAAGUUACAUGCAGUGGGUAGAAGAGAAUUUUCCUGAGAAUAAAGAAUAUUUGACAACUUUAUUAGAGCAUCUAAUGAAGGAAUUUCUGGAUAAGAAGAGAUACCACAAUGACCCAAGGUUCAUCAAUUAUUGUUUAAAAUUUGCCGAGUGCAACAGUGACCUGCAUCAGUUUUUUGAGUUUCUGUACAACCACGGCAUCGGGACGCAGUCGGCUCCCCUGUACGUAGCCUGGGCUGGGCACCUGGAAGGCCGGGGGCAGUGGCAGCACGCCAGUGCUGUUUUCCGGAGAGGGAUUCAAAACCAGGCCGAACCCGGGGAGCUGCUGCAACAGCAAUACAGGUUAUUUCAGACCCGUCUCACCGAAACCCAUGUGCCAACUCAAGCAAGAACCUCAGAAUCUCUGCAUGAUGCUCAGGUUUUAAACCAAAUGGUAACAACACAAUCAAAUCCAGGAAAUAACUCAGCCUGCAUUUCUAAGAAUCAGGGUUCAGAACUUUCUGGAGUAAUAUCUUCAGCUUGUGAUAAAGAGUCAAAUAAGGAGCAAAGGGUGAUCGUGAUUUCUAAGUCAGGAUACUCCACACACCCGUCUUUGGCAGCCGCAGCUGACGUUCAGCAGGUUGUCAUGUAUUGCAAGGAGAAGCUUAUUCGUGGAGAAUCAGAAUUUUCCUUUGAAGAACUGAGAGCACAGAAAUACAAUCAGCGGAGAAAGCACGAACAGUGGGUAAACGAAGACAGGCAUUAUAUGAGAAGGAAAGAAGCAAAUGCUUUUGAAGAGGAACUAUUAAAACAGAAAAUGGAUGAACUUCAUAAGAAGUUGCACCAAGUGGUGGAGACGUCGCGGGAGAACCCACCCUCUUCCCAGGAGAGAUCUGAGGUUAAUCCCACCCGUCUGGGGCCACAUGCAGGCUCCCAGCAGGAAGUGAGAGCACCGAGUCCUCCAGCCAUCAAUCAGCAGACCUCAAAGAGCACGGGAGAGAAACAGGGAGAGGUGCCUCCUGUUGUCCCUCUUGCGGCAAAUGCUGUCACUGCUGCUUUGGUGUCCCCAGCCGUCAGCCAGAUUGUAGCUCCCCCGGUUUCUCUGACAGCCCAGCCCAUGACAGACUCCAUGUUUACAGCGGCCGGCAAAGAUGCCAGGUGUGUGAAUAAAAAUAAUCAUGAAUUCAAGCCUCAGAGUGCAGCAGAGCUGAAAGAAGGAUGUGAAACACAUAAGGUUGUUAACACAAGUUCUUUUCACACAACUCCAAACACAUCACUGGGACUGGUUCAGGCCACACCAUCCAAAGUGCAGCCGUCACCCACCGUGCACACCAAAGAAGCACUAGGUUUCAUCAUGAAUAUGUUUCAGGCUCCUACACUUCCUGACAUUUCUGAUGACAAAGAUGAAUGGCCAUCUCUAGAUCAAAAUGAAGACGCAUUUGAAGCCCAGUUUCAAAAAAAUGCAAGUUCUUCCGGGGCUUGGGGAGUCAACAAGAUUAUCUCUUCUUUGUCAUCUGCUUUUCCUGUAUUUGAAGAUGGAAACAAAGAAAAUUAUGGAUUACCACAGCCUAAAAACAAACCUGCAGGAGCCAGGACCUUCGGAGAACGUUCCAUGAGCAGAUUUCCUUCAAAACCAAAUGAAGUGCCUCACACUGAAGAGCUUUUGGAUGAUUCAACCGUGUGGGGCGUCCGCUGCACCAGAGCCCUGGCCCCCAGUCCCAGGAGCCCGGGAGACUUCAGGGCUGCCGCCCGGCUCGCGUCCACGCCCUUCCACAAACCUCCGGUGGAUUCAGGGCACCCUCUAGAGGAUAAAGAAAAUGUGAUGGCAAGACAGUACACCCAUGUGACGUUGGAUUCUUGUGAAGGAAACACGGUGGAACCUUCAAAAGAGGGAAAGUGCAGUCCAGUUCAAGAGAAAAGCCUGGAACCAGCGUUCCCCACAGAGCUUCCUUCGGUAUCCCUGCUCCGCCUGGGCCAGCCUUCUGCAGCCGUGCUGACCAGCGAGGCAGAGCGGGGCCUCGAGGCUUGUAAACUCACAGACCCUGACUUUGUCACUGCAGAGGGCCCAUCAGACACCAGCGUGAGGCCCCAGGCGGGACAGAUGCAGACCGGUCCACUCAGGAAUAUCGAUGUUCCAAACUUCACUAUUGAGGAUCCUUGGGAUGAGGAGUUGAUUCUCAAACUUCUGUCUGGGCUUCCUAAACCAGUGACUUCCUAUCCAAAUACUUAUGAAUGGCAUUGUAGACUUCCAGCCAUCAAGCCCAAGACUGAGUUUCAAUUGGGUUCUUUGCUGGUCUAUGUUGAUCACCUGCUGGGAGAAGGGGCCUUCGCCCAAGUCUAUGAAGUUACCCACGGGGAUGUGAACGACAGCAAAAAUAAACAGAAAUUUAUUUUGAAGGUCCAGAAGCCCGCCAGCCCCUGGGAGUUCUACGUGGGGACCCAGCUGAUGGAGAGACUGAAGCCAAGUGCGCGGCACAUGUUCAUCAAAUUCUACUCUGCCCACCUGUUCCAGAACGGCAGCGUGUUGGUCGGCGAGCUCUACAGCUACGGGACACUCUUAAAUGCUGUCAACCUCUAUAAAAAUACCCCCGAGAAGGCAAUGCCACAAGCCCUAGUCCUCUCUUUCGCUAUCAGAAUGCUCUCCAUGAUUGAACAGAUCCACGGCUGCGAGAUCAUCCACGGAGACAUCAAGCCAGACAACUUCAUUCUCGGAAACAGAUUUUUGGAACAAGACGGUGAAGAUGAUGAUCUAUCUGCUGGCUUGGCACUGAUUGACCUGGGUCAGAGCAUAGACAUGAAGCUCUUUCCAAAAGGAACUGCAUUUACGGGAAAGUGUGAAACAUCUGGGUUUCAGUGUAUUGAGAUGAUCAGUAACAAGCCCUGGAACUACCAGAUCGAUUACUUUGGAGUUGCCGCAACAGUGUACUGCAUGCUUUUUGGCACUUACAUGAAAGUGAGACAUGAAGGGGGCAUCUGGAGGCCUGAAGGUCUGUUUAGAAGGCUUCCUCAUCUGGAUAUGUGGAGUGAAUUUUUCCACAUAAUGUUGAAUAUACCAGACUGUCAUCAUUUUCCAUCUUUGGAUUUGUUAAGGCAAAAGCUGAAGAAAGUACUUCAAGAACACUAUGCAAACAAGAUUAAGACCCUACGUAACAGGCUAAUUGUGCUGCUCUUAGAAUACAAGCGUUCUCGAAAAUAAAAUGUGGACCCUCCCU
Messenger RNA from Camelus dromedarius (Arabian camel), 3340 nucleotides. It is a transcript of the gene BUB1, whose product is annotated as BUB1 mitotic checkpoint serine/threonine kinase. NCBI's taxonomy places the organism in Eukaryota, Metazoa, Chordata, Mammalia, Artiodactyla, Camelidae. The record is from RefSeq and is a predicted model, not a curated record. Bases 70 to 3324 code for a protein of 1084 amino acids. The transcript has 25 exons. Gene Ontology annotation, molecular function: ATP binding; protein kinase activity. Gene Ontology annotation, biological process: protein phosphorylation; mitotic spindle assembly checkpoint signaling; meiotic sister chromatid cohesion, centromeric. Gene Ontology annotation, cellular component: nucleus.